Stegostoma tigrinum is the source of this 3173-nucleotide messenger RNA. Its product is annotated as carbohydrate sulfotransferase 12-like. Bases 1 to 1305 code for a protein of 434 amino acids. Gene Ontology annotation, cellular component: membrane. The transcript has a single exon. Gene Ontology annotation, biological process: proteoglycan biosynthetic process; carbohydrate biosynthetic process. NCBI's taxonomy places the organism in Eukaryota, Metazoa, Chordata, Chondrichthyes, Orectolobiformes, Stegostomatidae. Gene Ontology annotation, molecular function: sulfotransferase activity. The record is from RefSeq and is a predicted model, not a curated record.
AUGCACUUACUUAAAAUGAGUAAAUCUCGGAUCUUCCAGAUUUGUGGCAUCAUGGCCUCUGUGUUUAUGAUUCUAUUAAUAAUUUUAUAUUGGGAUGAUGUUGGAACAGCCCAUUUCCACUUGCACACUACUAUUUCAAGAAUUCAGGUUGCACACCUCCCUUUAAAGACAAACUUAAACCAUAACCAGCUGAAUUCCAAAAAGACAGUAGGAGAAAGAAUGCCCACUUCUGAAUCUGACAUUAUUCAGGAUGAUCUUGAUUUUUUGUUGUUUGAAAACACAAAAAGAUACCUACAGGAAGGAGAUUCUCCUGAGAUGGAAGAAACUGUCAAUACAAUAUCUGAACGCAACCUUGAGAAACUCCCAGGCUUUGACUUGGAAAUCAAUUCUGCCAAAACAAAGACUGAAUUAGAAAGGAUGCAAAAUGAGCGGAAACAAAAUAUUAAAGAUGUGUGUGCAGACUCCAGUAUCAUGUUCUCAGGGAAAAAUAGGAGUUUUGAAGAUAUUCCAAAUAAAGAAUUGGACCAUCUUAUUGUGGAUGACCAGCAUGGCGUUAUUUACUGUUAUGUUCCCAAAGUGGCCUGCACUAAUUGGAAGCGGAUUAUGAUUUUAUUAAGUGGCAGUAUUUUGAAGCAAGGCAUUCCGUAUAGUGAUCCACUUGAGAUCCCCAGGGAUUUAGUGCAUAACUCAACCAGUCAUUUCACCUUCAACAAGUUCUGGAAACGUUAUGGCAAAUUCUCAAAACACCUCAUGAAGAUUAAGCUGAAAAAGUACACAAAGUUUCUCUUUGUUCGUGAUCCUUUUGUAAGAUUAAUCUCGGCAUUCCGCAGCAAGUUUGAAAUUAAAAAUGAGGAUUUUUAUAAUCGUUUUGCAAUCCAAAUGCUCCAACUGUAUGCUAAUUAUUCUAACCCACCAUCAUCUGUUAAUGAGGCUUUCUCUGCAGGAAUCAAGCCCAGUUUUGUCAACUUCAUUCAGUAUUUGUUGGACCCUCAGACAGAGAAGAAUAUGCCUUUUAAUGAACACUGGCGGCAGGUAUACAGGCUUUGUCACCCAUGCCAAAUAAAUUAUGACUUUAUUGGAAAACUUGAAAGUUUGGAUGAGGAUGCUAGCUACUUACUGAAGUUGCUCAAUGUGGAAAAGCUUGUUCAGUUUCCACAAAGUUUACGGAACAGGACAGUAAACAGCUGGGAAGAGGACUGGUUUUCAAAAAUUCCAGUAGCUUGGAGAAAACAACUUUACAAAUUGUAUAUGCCUGAUUUUGUUAUCUUUGGCUAUCCUAAGCCAACAAACUUGUUAUUUGAUUGAUGUUGAAAAUGCACUAGAAGUGUUUUAUAAAGAAAAGUAUGCAGUGAAUUCCUCAUAUGCAGCUCCUGGAUAGGCUUUAUCUUGCCAGAAAUAUGAUGGACGUUUUGUGAGGUUGUCUCAAUUUUGCAUUGCAUUGCUUACAUUUAUGAUACAUGAAAUUAUUCUCCACUCUCAUCAUGCAGCCAAACCACAAAAGUAGUUUUGUUUUCAUUUUGGCCAGUAAAGGAUGUUAAGCAGGUCACCUUGCAAAAUGGACAUACUUGAUAGUCUGCUGAAAAUCCAGAUUGAUAACCAGUCUCUUGAGUUUUAUAUUCCAUAUAUGCUGAACUGAUAAGCAGUGGAAUAUAAUCACUGGCAUUUAUCAAUGUGAUGUUCUUUAUUAUGCUGUAAUUAUGAUAUUUUGGGUGAUUAAAUGUGGAUAACUCCAUAGCAGCCAAUGAAAAAUCAAGAGCAAUUUCACUUCUGCUCUCUGAAGUUCAAACUAUACGGUAUUGGUUAUUUGAAUCAGGACCAGGCCUGUUGCUGUAGUGAGAACUUGCCUUUAUGAAUGCUCACUCCUGUGAUAUUGAUUUUUUUUUAAAGAUAAUUCCUUCUCUCUCUAAAAUUUCUUGACUUGUAAAGUCCAGGAUUGAUCUACCUUGCUUUUUUCACAACCUCUGCAAUCAUGAAGGCAUCCUGCGUUACAGGUCUCGGACAAAUACCUAGAUUUCUCACUUGUUAAAACAAAAGUAGCCUAGAAUGCAAGCAUCUUCUGAUCUUCAUAAUUCAUUUUGAUGUAGUAAAUUGGAAGGAAUAUGUCACGGAAAAAUUAAGACAGUGAAGAAUUCUUACUUGAAUUAAAACAUCCCUCUGACCAGAUCAUUAGAGUGCAGUAUUGGGUUAAUUUUAAACAAAACUGUGGUAUUAUUACAGGCUAUUUUUUAACUUUGCAUUUUUAAAAAUUAAUUCAUGGAAUGGGGAAGUCAUUGGCUAAGCAGCAUUUAUCACCCAUCCUAAUGUUAUUAAACAUAUGGGCUAUAAGCAAUGCUAUCUGUAACUGUUAUGAUUGGAAUAUUGUCAAAACAAAGUUUUGUGCCUUGAAUUCCUUUAUUGCAGUAAACAGUUUUUGCACAUAAUUCCAGGAAGUGACAAAUUUCAAUUAGUAAGUUGAGCUACUGACCCUAGUUAAUAAAGUCACAUAGAAAUGUGUCACAAUAUUUGAUUAUUGGUGAGUAUUAUGCAAAUAUGUAUUUUAUACAUUCAUGGGAUAAAGCAAUAGAUUUUGUUGAGAGUUAAGAAAGUACCUUUUUUGUUAAUUUUGAGGAUUUUGCACAUUUUGAUGUUUGUAUAACCUAAGAGCCAAUAGUUAUAGCUAAAAGGAAAACUAAGGGAUUAUUUUCUCUACUAAAUAAUUAACUUUCCAUUUCUCAAAGCAAAGUCCUCUUAUUUUAGAAACUGUCUUAAAUGAGAAUAAUUUUUGCCUCAUGAAAAUCUGAUAUUUUGAAUCUGUUUCUCUGUAAAUAACUGCCUGAUAGCUGCUUUAAUUUUAGUGAGGGAUUGACUGGGUCUUUGGAGCUGACUGGAGAAAAUUGAAAAUGCUCAUCUGUGAGAAAAUUAUUGCUGCCUUGAAGCAGCAGCUGCCAUUAAAUUAGUGGAACUUGUCCAGAAUGCACACAUUAAAAUUCAGACUUUCUGCAAACACUCCUUAUUUGGGUUUAUUGCAAAGAGACAGCUUCCGUAAGCAAAACACUAUCUCCUGUGGUCUGAAAUUUAAUAUGUGUGUAACAUGUUACAGUGUUUUAUAUGUUAAAUUGUUUGAAAUCAUAUUAAAGUCACAAUUGUAGCUGUGCACAGAACACCUCACAGUCAAUGAAAUGCAGUACUGUUGU